Hibiscus syriacus is the source of this 1908-nucleotide messenger RNA. RefSeq names its product transcription factor MTB1-like. The coding region runs from base 111 to 1898 and encodes 595 amino acids. Gene Ontology annotation, biological process: regulation of DNA-templated transcription. The record is from RefSeq and is a predicted model, not a curated record. The transcript has a single exon. NCBI's taxonomy places the organism in Eukaryota, Viridiplantae, Streptophyta, Magnoliopsida, Malvales, Malvaceae. Gene Ontology annotation, molecular function: transcription cis-regulatory region binding; protein dimerization activity; DNA-binding transcription factor activity. Gene Ontology annotation, cellular component: nucleus.
UGUUUUCUUCUGUUGUUUUCAUGGAUGAGAUAUAAUUUGGGUAUUUGAAAAAAAAGGUAUAUUUUUUUUUUAUUUCUGGGGUUGUUUAGGAGGUGCAAAUUCAAGUGGGUAUGGGAGGUUGGGAUUGGAACAAUGAAGAUAAGGCUCUGGUUGCCUUUGUUUUAGGAACAAAAGCAUUUGACUUCUUGUUAACAAGUUCAGUUUCAAAUGAGAACCUUUUAAUGGCUAUAAAUGGUGAUGAGAAUCUUCAAAACAAGCUCUCGGAUCUUGUGGACCGCCCCAACGCUUCUAAUUUUAGCUGGAACUAUGCCAUUUUCUGGCAACUUUCGACUUCCAAAUCUGGCAAUUGGGUCCUCGGUUGGGGAGAUGGGUGUUGCAGGGAGCCUAGAGAAGGGGAAGAAUCCGAAGCUGCUCGGAUUCUUGCUCCCCGACUCGAAGACGAGACUCUGCAGCAUAUGAGGAAAAGGGUGUUGCAGAGAUUGCAUACUUUGUUCGGUGGAUCAUGUGAGGAUAAUUAUGCUAUUGGUUUGGAUAGAGUCACUGAUACUGAGAUGUUCUUUUUAGCAUCCAUGUAUUUCUCUUUUCCUGGAGGAGAAGGCGGUCCGGGGAAGUGUUUUGCUUCCGGGAACCAUGUUUGGAUCUCGGAUGCAUUGAAACCGGAUUCUGAGUAUUGUGUUCGGUCGUUUUUGACAAAUUCUGCUGGAAUUCGGACCAUUGUUUUGGUUCCUACGGAUGUUGGUGUUGUUGAAUUGGGGUCUGUGAGACAUGUCCCUGAAAGCUUAGAGUUGCUGCAAUCGAUAAGAAGUUUGUUCUCAUCGAGUUCUUCUUUGCUUGGGGCUAAAGAAAUGGCGACAUCCAUGCCUGUGGUGAAUGAGAAGAAAGAUGAAAAUCUCCGAAUCUCGAAUUCGGUGAUUGUUGAAAGAGCUGAAGGAGUUCCAAAGAUUUUUGGGCAGGAACUUGCUGUUAGAAAUAUUGAUGAUAGAGCUGCAUGGGGAGCACAUGCUGAUGAUGGUGGCAGGCUUUCGUUUUCGAGUCAUCAAAAUGGUGUCCAUGGUUUGGGUUUGCAACAUGUUCAUGGCGUGAAACAAUGGAGUGCAUAUGCUUCUCGGAAAGAUACGGCGAAUAGUUUUAAAGAGCUUGCUAAUGGAGCUAGGGGCGACUUUCAGGUUAACCACUAUUUAUCACAAGAGCCAGCUCAAAUAAAGAUUGAUUUUUCAGGGGCUACUUCAAGGCCAUCUGCCAUUACUAGGCCAUUAAGGGCUGAUUUUGAGCACUCGGAUGUUGAAGCUUUGUGCCUGGAAGAGAAGCCGAGUGCAGCCGAUGAUAGGAGGCCCCGGAAAAAGGGUAGAAAGCCUGCUAAUGGAAGAGAAGAGCCUCUAAAUCAUGUUGAAGCAGAGCGGCAGCGGCGCGAGAAACUGAACCAGCGGUUCUAUGCCUUACGAGCCGUGGUGCCCAACGUAUCAAAGAUGGAUAAAGCUUCAUUGUUAGGAGAUGCAAUUGAUUACAUCAACGAACUUCAGGCAAAGCUAAAUGCCAUGGAAGCCGAGAGUAAGAGGUUCGGUAGUAGUACUACGAGAGAUUUGUCAGGAUCGGAUCCUAACGCAAAUGCAGAGAACCAUAUCCGAACUCCCGAUAUCAAUGUUCAAGCUUUUCACGAUGAGGUUGUUAUACGAGUAAGCUGUCCUCUAGAUUCACAUCCUGCGUCAAGAGUAAUCCAAGCACUCAAAGAAGCACAGAUCAACAUACUCGAGUCAAAACUUUCCGCAACAGAUCACAUCGUGUACCAUACAUUCCUUAUCAAGCCUCUAGGAUACGAGCAGCUAACAAGGGAGAAGUUGAUCGCAGCAUUUUCGCGCGACUCAAAUUCCUUAGAUAGCACACAUUUGCAUUUAACAUAGUCCAUAGGUG